UAAUAGACCACUGGUGCUCUCUGCAGCAUUUCUUUGACUAUUGACAAACCAAAACAACCAAACAUCCUAGACGCUUUCUUCUCUUUUCACUUUGGUUUUUGCUUUCAUAAAUAAACUACUUCUUACUUAGUUGAUGAACGAUUUUUGAAGAAGAAGAAGAAGAAGAUGUCAAGUAAGAAGAAGGUGUUGUCUGUUGAAGAUGUGAUUAAAUCCGUUGGAUUAGGUUACGAUCUCACCAACGAUCUAAGACUCAAAUUCUGCAAAUAUGAUUCCAAAUUGAUUGCUAUUGACCACGACAACCUUCGUACUGUUGAGCUUCCUGGCCGUGUUUCGAUUCCCAAUGUUCCCAAAUCUAUCAAUUGUGAUAAAGGCGACCGUAUGAGAUUGUGUUCUGAUGUUCUUUCUUUUCAGCAGAUGUCGGAGCAGUUCAACCAGGAGGUGUCACUGUCUGGUAAGAUUCCGACGGGACAUUUCAAUUCUGCGUUUCAGUUUUCAGGAGUUUGGCAAAGAGAUGCUGCAAAUACCAAGAGCCUUGCUUUUGACGGUGUCUCAAUCACACUCUACAACAUAGCACUUGAUAAAACGCACGUAGUUCUCAGUGAUCAUGUCAAACGAGCUGUUCCUUCGUCUUGGGAUCCCGCUGCACUGGCAAGGUUCAUUGAGAAAUAUGGAACCCAUGCUGUAGUUGGGGUGAAAAUAGGGGGAACCGAUAUAAUUUAUGCAAAGCAGCAAUAUUCAUCUCCUCUCCAACCUUCUGAUGUACAGAAAAAAUUGAAGGACAUGGCAGACGAACUAUUCAGGGGCCAGGCUGGACAAAAUAACGCUAACGAUGGGACAUUUAAUUCGAAAGAAAAGUUUAUGAGGGACAAUGGACUAGGAUUCCUGGACAUUCAAGCUCAAUCCUACCGUGAAACAGAGGUGCAGGAUAUAAAGUUUAUGUGCAAGAGGAAAGGUGGAAAUGGGAAACAAAAUCUCAGCCACAAUGAGUGGUGCCAAACUGUUUUGUCUCAACCUGAUGUAAUAUCAAUGUCAUUCAUACCAAUUACAUCUCUACUUGGUGGAAUAAAUGGGAGUGGAUAUUUAACUCAUGCCAUAAAUCUCUAUUUACGAUAUAAACCAGCAAUUGAAGAGCUGCAUCAAUUUUUGGAGUUUCAGCUUCCAAGGCAAUGGGCCCCUGUAUUUGGUGAGCUUGCCCUUGGUCCUGAUAGGAAGAAGUCGCAGAGUUCUUCAUCUUUACAGUUCAGUUUCAUGGGUCCUAAGCUCUAUGUAAACACAUCACCGGUCGUUGUAGGAAUGAAGCCUGUAACAGGCCUUCGGUUGUAUUUGGAAGGAAAGAAAAGUAAUUGUUUGGCGAUCCAUUUACAGCACCUCUCCUCCCUCCCUAAGACAUUCCAACUGAAGGACGAGACUAAUCGAAAUGUAUCAGAUGCCUCUUCAGAACGUAAAUAUUAUGAAAAGGUCCAGUGGAAGAGUUUCUCUCAUAUUUGCACGGCUCCUGUUGAAUCCUACGAUGACAAUGCUGUUGUGACUGGUGCUCACUUUGAAGUGGGAGAAACUGGUCUGAAGAAAGUUCUCUUCUUAAGACUUCAUUUCUGUAAAGUUGCCGAUGCAACCCGUGUGAGAGCGCCUGAAUGGGAUGGUUCUCCUGGCUUGACCCAAAAAUCUGGAAUGAUCUCAACUUUUAUCAGCACUCGGUUUUCAGGUCCACAAAAGCUUCCGCCACCACAACCAUCGGACGUAAAUGUGAACUCUGCUUUAUACCCUGGAGGACCUCCUGUGCCUGCGCAGGCACCUAAACUUCUGAAGUUUGUUGACACAACAGAAAUGACUAGAGGACCACAAGAUUUGCCUGGCUACUGGGUUGUGUCAGGGGCAAGACUUUAUGUGGAGAAGGGUAAAAUAUCACUUAAAGUAAAAUAUUCUCUUUUAACCGUGAUUUUACAGGAUGAAGAGACGGAAAGUUAAUUGAAAAUAUAAAAUGUGGCGAAGGUGGAAGAAUGAAGAUGAAUAUCUUCGGAUCAAGUAGUUCAACGGGACGUGCAUGUGUACAUAAUAGUGUCUGAUUCUUUUCUGUUGUACAUUUGCUCUAUUCAUUAUAGGUUACUAUUUGAUGUUGUCAUUAUUAUUUGUGUAUACCUACACAACAUAUCUUUUGGGAGAAUUCAUUGAUGUAGUUUUGAGAAAAGCUUGUGUGAUCAAUCAUGAUGCCCCUUGGUCUUUGUGUCUGUAUGUUUAUGAAUGCAUUUUUUUUU
This is a messenger RNA of Medicago truncatula (barrel medic), 2252 nucleotides long. RefSeq names its product MACPF domain-containing protein At4g24290. Gene Ontology annotation, cellular component: plasma membrane. The transcript has 7 exons. The record is from RefSeq and is a predicted model, not a curated record. Lineage: Eukaryota; Viridiplantae; Streptophyta; Magnoliopsida; Fabales; Fabaceae. Gene Ontology annotation, biological process: plant-type hypersensitive response; regulation of salicylic acid mediated signaling pathway. Bases 166 to 1965 code for a protein of 599 amino acids.